AUAAAAAAACAAAAAGAGUUAAAAAGUAGAGAGAGAAAAGAAAAAUAAAAACCUUUUGAAAUUUGAGUCCCAAUUUCAGAGACAAAGCUCACGGAGAGCCAGAGAGGACAGGAAUUUUAGAGAGAGAGAAACACUGAAGCUCGAAUAAUUCUCCCUCCUAAACUUCAGCUCUGAAUCUGAUAUGAAUCCAAGCAAAACUGAAGAGGAAGAUCUAUUCAACCAUCAUCAUCAUCUAGACCCACUCCACCACCAGAUCAUGGACCAUGAAAAUGGAUCACACCCAUCGAUUCUAGGUCACCACCAAGAACCCUUCUCUCUCCCUCCGAUCUCCGAAAUCGUGUUGUUCCAAGACGACGACGGCGACGACGACUCAGUGAGCCAUACCUCCUCCGACGCCGACGACACCACCACCGGCCACAAUAUCGCCUCAGAAAUCGGGGGCGUUGUUUCGCCGGAAAACCCUAGAUUUCACCCACCGGCGUACAUGGACCCAGGGCCCCACAUAUCGACCCAGUUCUACACAUUCAAUAGCCCGUCUCAUGCUCUGAUGAUCCGCUGCAUUAUCGAGGGCCACCUCGCCACGCCGGAGGAAAUCCGAGAUGUGACGCCGCGAUCGAUGCUAGCGAGCUGGCGUUUGGUGUGGAAGGACCGGAACGAGGACACGGCGUACCUGACGGCGUGGAAGCGGAUACAGGACAAGCUCAAUGUGUACGUCGACGCACAAGGUAACGAAUUCUUGUGCUUCAAGAACAAUUCGAAUCAAUUCGUUUCGCACUUUGAUCAGUGGCAGGACAUAGUCAUAAGUUUCCACGGUGGCGGUGAAUUGAAACACUUGGGGCUGAAAGACACCAUAGAUAAAAUUAAGCAGGUUUGGACUGUAGGUGCUAAAUUUUAUGGGAUUCCCGAAUCUUUCAUCAGGGUUUGUGUCAACGAAUGCCCUGUGUGCUCAUCUGGGUCAGGACACCGGAUGAAAAGGCGGCGAUUUGAGUAUACAGAGUCGUUUGAUGUGCCGGCCAAGGAGGUGCCCCAUAGGUUACAACAAUUGGCUGCAAAAUAUAAGGUGGUGUUGUGUAUAAGGCAGAAGUAUAUUAGGUAUAAGCCAUUUAUGGCGGAGGUUAAGGAUUAUGCCUGUCAUAGAGCAGGGGAGCCUGCCUCAUCUAAAAAAUCAAGGGUUUUGAAGAGGGAACCGCAUGCGUCGAAGCGGUGUGGAUGUGGGUUUCGGAUUAGAGCAAUUGUGCCGAUUGCAAAUUACAAUGAGAAGGAUAAGACUUUUGUAUUUCAAGAAGAGGGGAUGGCAGUGUUUAAGUUGUAUGCUGUGCAUUCAGGGCAUGAACCAGGGCCUUUGGAUGGGAAUGCUCGGAUUAUGCAUCGGGUAGUUGGGAAUAGAGGUGGGUUGAUGGAUCAAGAAACUGUGUAUGGGAUGAAUAAGGAAGCAGAGAAUGAGAGUUUUGGGUUAAUGGGGAAGGACAAAGGGGAUAUGCAGAAUUCCGUUUCGCAGCAAGUGCAGGAAGUGAGAAAUGAAGUGGGGUUGCUUGAAGGGAGAAUUGCAAAAAUCCCGCAUGAGCUAUUGGGUUCGGUGUCUCGCGAAUUGUUAGAUAUUGUGAAUAAACUUAGAACUAUAGGAGAAUAUGGUUCAAAGCCAGUUGGGUUGUUUUCUGACACGUGUCAUUCCGAUGAUGUGCUGGUAGGAGAGGGUGAUAUGUCAGAUUUGAGUGAUCAUCACCAUGAAAGGAUUUAUGAUGACAGUAAAGAUGCAGAACUGAUAGAAGACGGUGAAGACAGUUUUGGGCGAAGUCUCGGGGAUGUCACAUCUUGGGUUCAGACGAGGGCAGAGUGUAGGAGAGAGAAGGAUGUGCUAGGUGAGACUUUUAAACCCAAUAAGGGGUUGAAAUGCCGUGAGUUUGAAGAGAAUAGCAUUCUUGAUUGUGGGGAUUCUAAACUAACCAAGCCCAUGAGGCAUGACGAUACUAUAGUGACAGAUGUAGGUCUUGUUGGUAUACAGGUAGACAGCUUCUACGCGGACAAUCCUAAAUGGUAUGAUUCUCCAUGUGGGUUGGACACCAGCACAGAGUGUGGUGAUAGUAGAUUCAGGAAUGGUGAGAUUUUGUAGGAGAUUGGAGGAUCUGGAUUCAGUAGAGGCUGGUGGCAUGAACAUUGCUUUUGCAAGUCCUGAUUGAUUGUGUGAUGGGGGGAUGCUCAGGGGACUACUUAUAGCUGCCAGUCCUGUUGAGGUGGUGGUGUGGAGUUUUAUGUGAAGUAGCCAUCAUGAGCCGAAACCAAAAGAGCAGGAAUCUGAGGAUAAAGUGGCUAGUUUCUCCAGGUUAAUGCUAUCCUUCCUAAUUCUAACAUUGGGAAAAAGGGCUUUGAUACAAUGGAAUGGUAAAAUGGGUAGAGCAAAAGCCGAACUUUGCAUCUACCAUCCAGACCAACCACAGUGCUUCCAUGCAAACAAUGCAAGACUCAGAAAUACAGCCAUAGAUAUCAACACAUCUUGCAGGUUGCAGAUUUAAUUCAAGGGCAUAUAGUUGACAUCAAUGCUGGGAGAUAUAUCUGAAGAGAGGUCAAGGUAAAGAAAUCCUGUGGCUGCGGUACCAUCUCCAUGGGUGAGUAGGGACGACCAGCCAGCCUGUGGGCAAGGCCUGGACUGUCUGAACAUCAUUUUCCAAUUGUAGAUUUAAGUGAAGGGCACGUAUAUAAUGCUGCUCUUAGUAACAUCUCUUAUCAGACUUGCAAAAUUACCUUCAUCAACUCAUGGAAAUCAACAUGUAUUCAUCAUAUACUUCUUGUUCACAGUGACCCACGGUUCACCAUCCCACUGUUUAAUUUGUUGGAAAGAGUAAAGUGUUUUUUUUUAAAAAAAAAAAUUUGGAGAGAGAACAUUUGUCCAUUCAUGUAGGAUAUACCUGUUACCCACAUAAUUGGAUGGGUUGCAAAUGCCUGGAGAUUAAAUGAAAGAUGUCUAUUUACCCUCUUAAAUGGAGGAAAGCCA
Messenger RNA from Cornus florida, 2989 nucleotides. RefSeq lists its product as uncharacterized. The coding region runs from base 182 to 2110 and encodes 642 amino acids. The transcript has 4 exons. The record is from RefSeq and is a predicted model, not a curated record. Lineage: Eukaryota; Viridiplantae; Streptophyta; Magnoliopsida; Cornales; Cornaceae.